This is a messenger RNA of Brassica oleracea var. oleracea, 1950 nucleotides long. RefSeq names its product sugar transport protein 14. Gene Ontology annotation, molecular function: monosaccharide transmembrane transporter activity. The coding region runs from base 289 to 1815 and encodes 508 amino acids. Lineage: Eukaryota; Viridiplantae; Streptophyta; Magnoliopsida; Brassicales; Brassicaceae. The record is from RefSeq and is a predicted model, not a curated record. Gene Ontology annotation, biological process: monosaccharide transmembrane transport. The transcript has 4 exons. Gene Ontology annotation, cellular component: membrane.
UUGUGUAUUUUAAUAUUUUUGAUCGGGUAUUCUAUAUGAAGUACAUCAUGCAUCUAUAAUAAGUAGUUUACGAAGGAAAUAUUAAAUAGUACCAACCACCAUGGACUAAAUAACAAAGAUGAAGUCAAGAGGCCUUUCCUUAUAAGAAGGGAUAAGGAGAGCGAACUAGUCAAAGUAUAUCUCCUAUUAUAAUCUUUUAUCUCCAAGAGCUUUGAUUAUACUCACUACUAGUAGUUCGAUCAAAGCUACAAAGACAUUUGCUCCUAUCGAAUUACAACGUGUACAACUAUGGCUGGUGGAGUUCUUGCCGACGAAGGUGCCUUAAAGAGAGCUCAUCUCUAUGAGCAUCGUAUCACUGCUUACUUCAUAUUUGCUUGCAUCGUUGGAUCCUUAGGAGGGUCUCUCUUCGGCUAUGAUCUCGGAGUCUCUGGUGGUGUUACAUCAAUGGACGAUUUCUUGAUAGAGUUCUUCCCAGGAAUCUAUAAAAGAAAGCAAAACCAUAUGCACGAAACAGAUUACUGCAAAUACGACAACCAAAUCCUCACACUCUUCACCUCUUCCCUCUACUUCGCCGGUUUGAUCUCAACUUUUGGAGCCUCUCAUGUUACAAGAAUCUAUGGCAGAAGAGGAAGCAUCCUCGUUGGCUCCGUCAGCUUCUUCCUCGGAGGAGUUGCCAAUGCUGCCGCCAAGAACAUCCUCAUGUUGAUCCUUGGUCGAAUCUUCCUUGGAAUAGGCAUUGGAUUCGGAAACCAGGCGGUUCCAUUAUACCUCUCGGAGAUGGCUCCAGCAAAGAUCCGAGGAACCGUGAACCAGCUUUUCCAGCUAACAACUUGCAUAGGCAUCUUAGUGGCUAAUCUGAUAAACUACAAAACAGACCAAAUCCAUCCUUGGGGAUGGAGGCUCUCUCUUGGCCUCGCCGUGGUACCAGCUACACUCAUGUUCAUCGGAGGACUCUUCUUACCGGAGACACCAAACAGUCUCGUCGAACAAGGGAAGCUCGAGGAAGCUAAAGCAGUACUGAUCAAAGUACGUGGCACAAACAACAUCGAAGCUGAGUUUCAAGAUCUUGUUGAAGCUAGUGAAGCUGCGAGAGCCGUGAAGAAUCCGUUUAGGAACCUUUUUGCUCGGAGGAACAGACCGCAGCUAGUGAUUGGAGCUAUUGGUCUUCCUGCGUUUCAGCAGCUAACGGGAAUGAACUCUAUUUUGUUCUAUGCUCCGGUUAUGUUCCAGAGUUUAGGGUUUGGUGGUUCUGCGUCGCUUAUCUCGUCCACAAUGACAAACGCUGCGUUAGUUAUUGCCGCGAUCAUGUCUAUGUACUCGGCUGAUAAAUUUGGAAGAAGGUUCCUUCUUCUUGAAGCUAGCGUCGAGAUGUUUUGUUAUAUGGUCGUAGUAGGAGUAACACUAGCCUUGAAGUUUGGGGAAGGCAAAGAGCUACCGAAGUCGCUAGGUCUGGUCCUUGUGAUCCUUAUUUGUCUGUUUGUGUUGGCGUACGGUCGGUCAUGGGGACCAAUGGGAUGGUUAGUUCCGAGUGAGAUAUUCCCACUAGAGACACGAUCAGCUGGUCAGAGUGUUGUCGUGUGUGUAAACCUUUUCUUCACGGCGCUUAUCGCGCAGUGUUUCCUCGUGUCGCUAUGUCAUCUCAAGUACGGAAUAUUCCUUUUGUUCGCCGGACUUGUGUUCGGGAUGGGAAGUUUCGUUUACUUUCUGUUGCCGGAGACGAAGCAGGUUCCUAUUGAAGAGGUUUAUCUUCUGUGGAGACAGCAUUGGCUUUGGAAGAGAUAUGUGGAAGAUCAUGAUGAAAAGACCGAUCAGUAGACGAUUAACAUAAAGUUUAGGAGUUCAAAACUUCAAAACGUGUUUUUUUUUCUUGAAUAACUUAUCUAAAGUGUUUUAAGCGAAAAAAGAAGAUAUAUAUUUUAUAAAUAUUUAAGAAAAGAAGAACAUUUGUAA